This is a messenger RNA of Rotaria sp. Silwood1, 207 nucleotides long. The record is from the annotation of a GenBank genome assembly. Lineage: Eukaryota; Metazoa; Rotifera; Eurotatoria; Philodinida; Philodinidae.
AUGCAAAAUGCUCCAGCAUCAAUACAAAAGAUAAAUGAAAAUGACUUAAAAACAUUCUUAAAAAAUGUUGAUUCAAUAUUUACAUCAAUUAGUAAUCGACAAUUAGAUCGUUUAUUUUCAAUGCUUGAUUCAUAUAAAUUUGUUGAUCAUCUUAUAAAUUCUUUUCAUCAAAAGAAAAUUGCUAUUGAACGUAAUCGUUUACAAUAA